This is a messenger RNA of Nomia melanderi (Alkali bee), 3325 nucleotides long. RefSeq names its product VPS35 endosomal protein-sorting factor-like. The record is from RefSeq and is a predicted model, not a curated record. Gene Ontology annotation, biological process: endocytic recycling. NCBI's taxonomy places the organism in Eukaryota, Metazoa, Arthropoda, Insecta, Hymenoptera, Halictidae. Gene Ontology annotation, cellular component: endosome.
CAGAAUAAUAUUUUACAUCAUAAAUGUGUAUUUGGGAGGGCGAUCAUCAGGUUUUGUUAUUGAAGUUUAGAAGAUUAAACAUGAAGCUGUAGAAUGCUUGACGUACUGCAAUAAUAAGUUGUAUUAUUGAUAUUACCAUUAAAUUAUAAGUAUACUUUAGUACAUUUGGAAAAUGAUGGCAGUAGAUUGGAUUGCAAAACCAGUCAAUUAUAAAAUAGUACGAUUCGCAUAUUUAGAAGAAACAGUAGAUCAUCCUUUAAAACCUGUUACUAUUAUGUUAAUUGAUGGUCGCAGCGGAGUCAAACGCAAUGCGUUGCAACAUAUGCAUAGUAGCUCUUCGAUUGGUACAUCAACUCCACUUUUAGGAAAUACUUUACCAGAUCCAUUAUUAAGUCAUUCUUCUCUUGAUGGAUCUGAUCCUCUGUCACAAUUUGCCAGAGAGGAAUUAGAUCCUUUAUCUAAAAUGGCUGCAGAUGAGUGGGAUUAUUCUAGCAGUACUAUUGUUACUAAUAAAAAAGUUAAAGAUACCGCAGAGGAAUUGGUAGAACCUUGGUCAACAAGGCGAACUGCAAUAUUAAACAAGUAUACUACUUCAGAAAAGCUAUCAAUUGUUACUAGCUUUUUAACAGGUGGCGAAAAAGUCAUUGUUAAAGUUCAACCAACUGGUGGUGUAGUAGACAAAGUACGAACUAGAUUGGAACAGCUAGAUGAUUUUGAGGAAGGAUCAGUUAGGCAAAUGUUAGAUCUAUCACAACAACAAUAUACUACAAGAAUAGAACAGUUAAAUAAUGAACUUGUACAAGCAUGGCAUUCUGAUCAAAGAGUUAAGGCACUGAAAAUAGCCAUUCAGUGUGCCAAAUUGUUAGUAGAUACAUCUGUUAUGACGUUUUACCCCAGCAAAUUUGUUCUUAUCACUGACAUCUUAGAUAUUUUUGGGAAACUUGUGUAUGAAAGAUUAAAAGUAAAGGCUGAAUAUUACAAACCAGGAAGCAAAGUACCAACGAGUUUACCUGAUAAUUUUACACCGGAUAUGGUACCUGAAAAUGCAAAAGAAACGUGUAGAAAUUGGUUUUAUAAAAUUGCAUCAAUAAGAGAACUAGUUCCUCGUUUGUAUGUGGAAAUGGCAAUAAUAAAAUCAUACAGUUUUUUGACAACAAGUGAAUUUAAUAGUGCACUACUUAGAAUUACACAAAUGAUACGAGGAAUUGGAAAUCCUCUUAUAGCUGUAUACGCUAGAUGUUAUUUAUGUCGUGUGGGAUUAGCUUUAAACAAAACAUCUGAUUUUGAAUUUGUAAGAGAUAAUUUUUAUGAUUUCCUCUCGACGUAUCAGCAGUUAUUCAGUCCUUUUGUAAAAGAUGAACUGGUUAAGCAAAGUAUGUCUUUAUAUUCAUAUUUAAAUCUGUAUUCACCAGCUUUAGAUUGGAUUUUACAAAUUUUGGUGGCAACAACUCCUGAAAAUCUUUUAGAAGAUGUACUUUCGCAAAGCAAAAAACAGACAAAUAGUUCGCUAUUAUUGAAUAGCAUUUUAAUAGCAUUUAAACCAUCAUAUAUUGCUGUACGUGCAAUAGAUUUCUUAAAUUUGAUAACUGCAAUUCAAGAUGACGGUUACCCACAAUAUCACUUAUAUAGAAGUUUCGGUGAAUGUUUGAUAAAAGAAUCACCGCCAAAAGAAGAUUGUCAAACAAUUCUUAAUAUAAUAUGGAAAUAUAUCACAGAAUUAACAAAUCCUAAUAAAUUUAUGUAUUGUGUGGAAAUUUGGAUUCAAUUUACUGCUAUACAUUUCUCUGUAAAUGAGUUGAAUUUGUUUUUUGGAAAAAUAAUUGAUCGACUUAAUCCAAACAAAAACUUUGAGCAUCAUUAUCCACAGUUGCAAAACAUUAUUGAAAAAGUGAUUGCACAUACACAAGAUUUUGAGUCUCUAUUUGCUAUAGAUAAUUUCUUACCCUUCAUCGAUUUGUUCCACAAGGAAGCUAUUAAGGUUGAAGUUUGUAAAACAAUUAUAGAAGGUUUAAGUGCUCAAAGUAGUUCUAUUACCGAUCCCAUUGUUAUAAAUGCUCUCAUGUUUGUCGCUAGAAUAAUGCACGACUCUGUGAGUGCUUUAACCGUUGAAGAUGAGAAACGACAAAUUGGUCAACUUAUUUGUAGCUUAGUGCAACGUGUCGAUUAUGAUCGUGAUUUUGAGAAACAGCUUAAUUUUUACGCAGAAGCUAGAGCUGCUUUUCCCAAUCUCGAUAGUGUACAUGUACAACUUGUACAGUGUGUAAAUAGAUUAUCGGUUGACACUCGAAAAAUUGUUCGGGGACAUCAUACAAGAAGAACAUCAGCAUUUGUACGUGCCUGUGCUGCAUUUUGUUUUAUUACUAUUCCGUCGUUGACAUUAGUUCGUACACGCCUACAGUUAUAUCUAUUGUCGGGUCAAGUGGCACUUUUAAAUCAAUGCUUAGGUCAAGCCGAUGCAUGUUUUAAAGCUGCUUUAAGCCUGGUUCCUGACAUGCCAAAAACAAUAGAUAUAGAUGGAAGACAGAAAAACUCACAACCAUAUUUACUAUCAUAUUUAUCCAAUUUUUUAUCAACGUUGUUAGUAGUUCCGGAUAGUCCAGAAUAUGGUGUUUUAUAUUUGAUGCGCGGUUUGCUGAAUGCUGUUCAACGUUGUUUCGAGGAAAAUGUAUCGACAAAGUCAUAUUUGUAUUUACGCGUGCUUGAUUUAUUGUCAGCAGUAACUCAGGAGAAUUAUCCAUACCACGUUGAUAAGGUUGAUUCUAAUGAUAAAUUGUAUGGAUCUGACAAAAAAUUUAUAAGUGAAGUCAACAAAAUAUGUUCAAAACUCGUAGAAGAGAUUUUGUCUCAUUUAAAGUAUCUUGGGACUACUGAUCAGCUUGAGAAACAAGCAAACCUUGCACUUGAGCUUUUUAAUUGUUUUGUUAUUAGAGCUGAUUUACGUGAUCCAUCAUUAGCACACAUGGCUGUGAAUUUGUGGAAUUUGUCUCAACGUUAUAAUUUCAUUGAUUCAAAAGUUAAGAUGAAAACAAUUGCCUAUAUGGUACAAAAGAGUCAUCAUAAGGAAUAUGAACAUUUCGCGGAUAUUUUAAAGAAAAUGAUGAAAUAAACAUUUGAUCAGAAUACAGCGUCAAAUGAAUUAAGAUUACAAUUUCAUAUAUACUAAUGCAAAGGAAGUAAAUAUAAAACUUCAACACAUGGUGUAGGGGGCAUUUAGUAACUGCUCUCUUUACAGACAAAUGGAUUGUAAAUACAGUCAGUGUUUCUUAAUUUUCAACAAAUAUUUUAUAUACAUAAAAAAAUACAAACUAUAUAUAAUUUUUGUGUA